This is a messenger RNA of Thermochaetoides thermophila DSM 1495, 1176 nucleotides long. RefSeq lists its product as uncharacterized. The transcript has 4 exons. The coding region runs from base 1 to 1176 and encodes 391 amino acids. NCBI's taxonomy places the organism in Eukaryota, Fungi, Ascomycota, Sordariomycetes, Sordariales, Chaetomiaceae. The record is from RefSeq and is a predicted model, not a curated record.
AUGGGGAAGUUCAGCGAUCUGUUCCGCAAAUCCAGUGACAAGGCGAAAACCUCUGGGCCGGACCCGAAGAGCUCGAAUCCCUACGCAGAUGUUCAACCUUCUCCCGCCGCUGAUCCAUAUGCCGCCAACCUCUAUCAUAACGCACCACGUCCUGGCGACUCGCGGCGACCGAGUCCUCAUCCCAGUGAAGGGCUGCACGGUCCUUCUCGCACCUCAACUGGGGAAAGCAACAAAACACCUCCUGGGUACCCAAACAGUCAAAUUGGAGCUCCAGGCGGCUUCGGACAGAACCGUUUUGACAAACAGCCUCCCAAUCAACGUCCAGGGGGGUAUGGCAGUCUUGAUACGGAUGACGGAAGCUCGUUUUCGCGUUACAGUUCUCUGUCAAAGCCAACGCAGGAUCCCAAUGUCCCACAGCAUGCGUCUUGGAAUGGUGGAUUUGAAGGAGAGCCUGCGCUGCAGGAAAUGACUGAAGAGCAGCGGAUCGAUUGGGAGUACAAUCGGACCAAGUUUCAAAUCAAGGCUGUCAGGAAUGAUACUACAAAUACCUCACGAAACAUACUCGCAAUGGCCAGGCAGGCAAAGGCCCAGCUCAUGUCUCAGCACGAAAUUAUUGACCGAGAUGAUGAGGUGAUUGAAAGAAUCGAUGAUCAUAUUGGCAGAGCCGACGGGGCAGCCACCACUGCGAGUGCUAGCAUCAAUGAGGUCACCAAAUCUGCCGGGAUGAUGGGAUUCAUUGGUGAGAAGCAGCGAGAUAAGAGAAGGGCUGCACUUGCCCAGGCUACUGCUGAGAAAGAGCUCAGCUACAAAGAACAGAGAAGGUUGGAAGAUGCCAAAUACCAAGAGAAGCAACAGGCACUGGAAAACCAGCAUCGCUCCCAAAAGCGUUUGCUUGGUCAAUUGCCUGAGCGCGAGCUUGCCAAAGCUCGCAAAGAGUUUAUGUUGGAAGAUGAGGAGAGCGACCCCGAGGAAUUGGCGAAGGAGCGGGAGAUCGCUACCAACACAGCUGAGACCUUGAGUGAAGUGCAAGACGUGAGGUACUUGGCAGAAAGUCUUAAUUUGAAGAUUAACCGUCAGAAUGACAGGCUUGCGAAGAUAAGCCAACGGACCGAUGUGGCCGUGGAUCAUGUCGGCAAAGGUCAGCGUCAGAUGGAUAUUCUUCUGGCCAAGAAAUGA